Molecule: messenger RNA, 3438 nt
Organism: Salmo salar (Atlantic salmon)
Lineage: Eukaryota; Metazoa; Chordata; Actinopteri; Salmoniformes; Salmonidae
Gene: esyt3
Product: extended synaptotagmin-like protein 3
Biological process (GO): lipid transport
Cellular component (GO): endoplasmic reticulum membrane
Molecular function (GO): calcium ion binding; calcium-dependent phospholipid binding; phosphatidylethanolamine binding
Source: RefSeq, a predicted model, not a curated record
CAAAGUAUUUUCAAUAACUUUUGGGGAAAACGUCUCGUUCAAUACAAACUGUUCCGCAACGUAUCAAACUUUCAAGCGAACUGAACGCACCAUAGGAUGCCUCAAGAGGUGUCAGGUUAGGAGAGGUUUUUGGGCGUAGCCACCUGUACAGGUACAAAUACGGAAGUUCCCAACUACUAGAUUUGACUCAGAUAUCAGUCAACAGCCAAUGCUACCAAAUCAAUAGAUCUGAUUUGACUUCAACAGUCAGCUCAUGGACAUUGCAAUGCAGCGUAACGCAUUUUUUAGGAGCGCAAAAGGACUUCAGUAGGGCACAUAUGGCCGAACAGCUACCCGUAUCGACUACUACUGCACCCAGAGCUUCACCUACUGACAAAAUGUAUUCAGGCGAUUCCAAAGGAACCGUCCAGGGAGGAGGAUUCGGCGAGCGCUCUGUCCCGGGAAGCACGGGGACGUUGAGCCCGAGCGUGGUCAACCAACUCUUGAUGGAAUUUCUGAUGUACUUCGGGAGAGCGCUAUUGGUCUUUUAUCCUGUGUAUUUGACAGGGUACCUCGGACUCAGCGUCAUCUGGAUCCUCUUGUGUAUGAUGCUGAUCAUUUGGUGGAAGAAAAACCGCAAGUGGAAAGAUAUCCGAAUUGGAACGGCUAUGAACUUUCUGGAUAACGAAACACAAGUGAUCCACAACGAGUUGAAAACCUUGAAAAUGGCAACUUGGGUACACUUUCCCGAAGUUGAGAAGGUUGACUGGCUCAACAAGAUUUUGCUGCAGGCGUGGCCGUUCUUUGGCAUGUUCAUGGAGAAGCUCCUCAAAGAGAAGAUCCAGCCAUCCAUCAGAUUGUCCAGCCCAUACCUCAAAACAUUCACCUUCACAAAAGUCCACUUUGGUCAUACACCCCUCCGAAUCACUGGACUUAAAGUGUACACCCAUGAAGUGGACAAGAGGCAGGUGGUUAUGGAUCUGCACAUAAGUUACGAUGGGGAUGUGGACAUUGACACAGAGGUGAAGCCGCCCAUCACUGCUGGGGUCAAAAGUAUUCGGCUUCAAGGCAUGUUGCGUGUCAUUCUGGAACCUCUGAUUGGAAAUGCCCCGUUGGUGGGAGGAGUCACUAUGUUCUUCAUUCGUCGGCCGACCCUACAAAUCAACUGGACAGGGUUGACCAACCUCCUAGACACUCCAGGUCUAAGUCACCUGUCUGAGCCAGCCAUCAUGGACAUCAUCGCUUCCCUUAUGGUCCUGCCCAACCGCAUGUGUAUCCCCCUCAUAGACCAGGUCAAAGUGGACCAGAUGAGGUUCCCCCUGCCUCAUGGAGUUGUGAGGGUACACUUGCUGGAGGCCCGGGAUCUGAUAGCAAAGGACACUUAUAUGAUGGGAAUGGUGAAGGGCAAGUCUGACCCCUACGCGGUGCUUAGGGUCGGCAAUAUCCACUUCCAAAGCAAGACCAUCCAGGAGAACCUGCACCCACGCUGGAACGAGGUUUAUGAGUUUGUGGUACACGAGGCCCCUGGGCAGGAGUUAGAGGUGGAUGUGUUUGACGAGGACACUGACAAGGAUGACAUCCUGGGAAAGUUUCGCCUGGACUUUGGAGAAGUGAAGAAGGAAAAAGAGAUGGAUAAGUGGUUCCCCCUGGAUGAUGUCUCGAGUGGAGAGGUUCAUCUCAAACUGCAGUGGCUCUCUCUACAAACUGACCCGGGACUCCUUGUGGAGACAUCUGAUGGCUGUGCUUGUGCUAUGCUUGCUGUGUACCUAGACAAUGCCUCAAAUCUACCAAAAGACCACAGUGAGUUCAGCCACUUUAAAAAGGAUGGGAAGCACACCAAAGAUGCCAAGUUCACAAGAAGACACAACAAUCCAAACUCUUAUGUGGAGUUCUCCAUUGAUGAACAGAAUCAGAAAAGCAAGGUGGUGUUUGCAUCCAAAGACCCUGUGUGGGAGGAGUGCUUUACCUUCUUUGUGCACAGCAUAACAAACCAGCGACUGAAUAUUCAGGUAUACAACCCUCAUGAUAAAGUCAAAGAGCACGAUAAGAAGACGUUACUAGGCACACUCAAUGUGCCUCUCAGCCGGCUCCUCAACACGUCAGAUAUGACCUUGGACCAGCGCUUCCUGCUGGAGCGCUCUGGGGCCAACAGCCAGAUCAAGAUGAAGGCCACUCUCAGGAUUCUGACCCUGGAGAAACCAGAACCAAAGGUCAUUCUCAAACCUCCACCUCAGCCCCAGCCCUUACAAAACCCACCCACCACAUCUCCUACUCCUUCUCCCUCCCCGCUCCCCUCCUCUUACGCCACCCCUACUGCAGCAGCUCUAGACAGUUCCACCAAUGGAACUGGAGAUUACGUGCGCGACCGCCACGGGUCUUUCCUGGCCGCCGAUGGCCGGAGGACAGUCCCUUCCACCCCAGCACACAUUCGGCGCUUCGACUCCCAAAGCCUCCUGUCGGAGAACUCCAUCGCCUCAUCCCGUUUUGACCUGACUGAAGGAGCCCCCUAUCCUGACUACAUCAUGAACCACCAGGGGACCUUUGGGGAGAUACAGCUGACCGUGCGCUAUGUCACCCUGAGGAGCCGUCUCAUCAUCCUUGUCAACUCCUGCAGGAACCUGUUCGCCUGCAGCAAGGACGGCUCAGAUGCUUACGUCCGCCUUUACCUCCUCCCCGACCAGUCCUGGAAGCAUCGCAUGAGAACACAGGUGAAGAAGAAGACAGUGACUCCUGUCUUCAAUGAGAAGUUUGAGUUUGACAUGUCCCUAGAGGAAGCGGGGACUAGGAAGCUGGAUGUGGCGGUCAAAAACAACCGGAUGUUCCACACGCGGGAGAGGAAGGAAAUUGGAAUGGUACAAAUAGAUCUUUCUCAGAUGGACCUGGUAAAAGGCUUCACAGAAUGGUAUGAACUCACUCUACCCAGACUGAAGAAAACCGUCUAGAGGGAAGACCAUUACUCCUCAGCCACAUCAAUGGGUGCAGCGUGUGUGUAGUUCUCAAUAAAAAGAUAACUGCAGUGGAUAUAGCCACUUUGAAUCCUCCCAACCUCAUAUAUAUAUAUAUAUACACUGACUGUAAGGAAACAAAACCAGUGUCUCUACAGUAUCAACUUCUAUGCUCAUUCCUCUCAGGGUCUGAAUUGUCCUGUGAUUCACACCAAAGGUCAAAGGCACAAUUCAUUUGCUAUUAAAAUAGUUACUUUUACUUAUUGGAAGUCGAAAUGCCCAACUUGCACAUACUAUGUUACUACUCUUUAUAUAAAUGUAGAUGUCAAUGUUAUUUUUUUUUUUAAGACAGGCUUGGGGUUUUAAUCUUGUUUGUUAACAUAAAAAAAGUCCCGAACCAAAGCAAUAUAAUCAACUUUUCUAGUGCCUUAUGAAAUUAUUCACUACCUUUGCCCAGUUUCACGUUUGCUUUAAAUUUAAAUAAUUUCCAAAUAAAAAAACAAAGAUGUCUUGA